AUGCAGCAGGAGCUCGAGGCGGCGCACGAUGGGCUCUUCCUCGCCGCAGAGCAUGGCCGCGCCGACGUCCUCAAGGCGCUCCUCGACCACGGCAAGGACGUCUUGAAGCUCGACGCAAUUCGCAACGCCGAGGGCCUCACGCCGCUGCACGUCGCCGUCGUGCACCAAAAGACCGACGCGGUCCGCGCGCUUCUCUCGGCCGGCUUUGCCGCCGAUGCUGUGGUCAUACCUAGCAAGAAGCCGUCCAAGUACACGAACAAGACCGCGUACGACAUUGCGCUCGGGCUCCUGCCCCAUCGCGCCAUGGUCCAAGUCUUUAGCCAGUACAUUGUGCAGCACGUCGCGAUGAACGACGUGCUUAAGGUUGAGGAGCUCUUGCGGGCCGGCAUCGACGGCGCGACGGCCACGGACGGCCCGCCGCAUGAGAACACGCUACUGCAUUGGGCCGCCUCGAGCAACGCCGUCGACGUCCUUUCUCUGCUCUUGCGCCACUACGGACACAUGCCUGUCUUGAACCAGCAAAACGCAGACGGCGCGACGGCGCUCCACGAGGCGUGCCACAUCAACUCGGUCGAGUGCGUCCAGCUCCUCGUGGACUAUGGCGCUGACCUGAGCCUCGUCGGAACCCGGGGCUACGUCCAGGGCAAGGCCCCGGUCGAGGUCGCGUCCAAGAAGGAGAUCACACGCAUCAUUGCCAAAGGCAAAAUCACAAAGCGCCCCGACACCAACGUCGGGCGUAGUACGGAGAAGCAAGACGAAGAAGACCGCGACGUCGUCAUGGCUGCGCUCACUGCGAGUCCACGGGCCCGCGCUCCGCCGGCCUCUGUACCCACGACACCAGCCGCCUCCAACACGCCGUCCCUCGACAGCGGCAACGUGCGCCACCAGCUCGAGGAAAAGGACGCACUCAUUGCGCAGCUCAAAGAGUCAAUGGAAGCGCUCGUUACCGACGUGAACGACCGGAAUCUCCUCGGCGAGCACGAGGCCGUCCUCGACUACAUCCGCAAGCUGCGCGCCGAGAAGGCUGUCGUCGAGCGACAACUCUAUGACGCCGAAGAGCACAUCGUCGUGCAGGAGGAGCAGAUGAUGGGGCUCAAGGCGCAGAUCCGCACGGACAAGGACACGAUCGAGACCCUGCGGAAGCGCACGAAGCGCCAGCGUUUGGGCCCGGCAGCGCCACGCCAGCGCGUCGCCCCCCCCCCGACGAGCCACCGAGGUCCGAUCGUCCUGCGCGACCCGCCGCCGCAGCCCGCGAUCGCAGAUGUGUUCGACUAUGCCAGCGUCCGUGCCAAGGCGUUGGCCGAGCCAGAGAGCUUCUGGCACGCGCUGCUCCAGUUCCUCUGGCCGUUUGGCAACACGGCAGCGGACGAGCCGCGUCCGGGCGACGAAGUCGUCAUGACCGUCUAG
Saprolegnia parasitica CBS 223.65 is the source of this 1407-nucleotide messenger RNA. RefSeq lists its product as hypothetical. The record is from RefSeq and is a predicted model, not a curated record. Bases 1 to 1407 code for a protein of 468 amino acids. Gene Ontology annotation, molecular function: protein binding. NCBI's taxonomy places the organism in Eukaryota, Oomycota, Saprolegniomycetes, Saprolegniales, Saprolegniaceae. The transcript has 3 exons.